GGACGGGAGCUGCCAGACUCCUUCCUGGCUCCCCUUUCUGGGGUGCUGGGGGGGACACAGGCACACAGCCGGGAGCGGGGGGUCAGAGGAACAGGGGACACGUGGGUGACAAGGGGACACAAGCAGGCAGGUGACAGCAAGAGACAGAAGACGAGAAGGGACACGUGCCACGUCCCUGUGGGGACAGGACAGGCGCAGCAUGAGUCGGGUGCUGGUGGGAAUACGGGGGGUCCCGGAGCUGUUCCUUUAAGCUCCCCCCCGUCCCGCCCGCCCGCCCCAUUCGAAAGAGGAAGCUGCGGCGGCUCCGCCCCGAGCCGGGCACAGCGCGGCGGCAGCGAGCUCCGGGGUGCCGAGUUCGGGGAGCACCCCGCAGACGCAGCAGCGAUGGAGAAGGACCCCGGCUGCUGCCAGGAUGCGGCCAAAACAGCAGCGGGCGAGAUGCUGGGCCCUGAGGCGCAGCUGGACGACAUGGUGGGAGCGCACACGGACUACAAUGAGGAGGAAGAGGAACAGAAGUAUUUCCGCCGCAAACGCUUCGGCGUGGUGAAGAACGUGCUGGCCGCCAGCUUGGCCGCCAUGCUCACCUACAGCGUCUACCUGGGCCUGCUGCAGAUGCAGCUUAUCCUGCACUACGACGAGACCUACCGGGAGGUGAAGUACGGCAACAUGGAGCUGGAGGACAUCGACCGCAAGGUGCUGAUGGGCAUCAAUGUCACCCCGGUGGUGGCACUGCUCUACACGCCCGUCCUCAUCCGGUUCUUCGGCACCAAGUGGACCAUGUUCCUGGCCGUGGGCAUCUAUGCCCUCUUUGUCUCCAGCAACUACUGGGAGCGCUACUUCACGCUGGUGCCCUCUGCCGUGGCUAUCGGGGUGGCCAUCGUGCCGCUCUGGGCCUCCUUGGGCAACUACAUUACACGGAUGGCACAGAAAUACUACGAGUACGCCAACUACAAGGAGGAGCACGUGCAGGAGCAGCGGCAAGCACCACGCGGAGCCUGCAGCACCUACGUUGUCGUCUUCCAGAGCAUCUUCUACAUCUGCUUCCAUCUGAGCUUCGUCUGCGCGCAGAUGCCCACGCUCUUCUUCCUCAGCAAUUACAUCUACGAGCUCAACCACACGCUCUUCGGGGUGAAGCGCUGCGGUACACUGAGCCACGGCACGCUGACUGGCUUCAACAAGACGGUGCUGCACAGUCUGCCCCGCAGCGUCAACCUCAUCGUGGUGGAGAGCGUCCUGAUGGCAGUUGCCUUCCUCGCCAUGCUGGUGGUCCUGCUGCUCUGCGGCUCAGCAUAUCGGACCACCGAGGAGAUCGACCUGCGCAGCAUUGGCUGGGGGAACAUAUUCCAGCUGCCCUUCAAGCACAUGCGGGACUAUCGCCUCCGCCACCUCCUCCCUUUCUUCAUCUACAGCGGCUUUGAGGUGCUCUUCGUCUGCAACGACUUCUCCCUGAACUAUGGUGUGUGCGCCCUGGGGCUGGAGAAGCUGGCAUACCUCCUGAUGGCCUACGGCUUCUCCGCCUCCACCUGCUCCAGCCUUGCCCUCUGCAUGCUGCGCCUGCGGCGUCAGUACCCACUGCUGGCCGGGGCCCUGCUCCACGCUGCCAUCCUGGUGACGCUCUUCUGCUGGGCGCCCGAGCCCCGACAGGUGGAGCAGGCACCUCUGCUUUACUCCGUAGCCGCGCUCUGGGGCAUGGGCAGUGCCCUCAACAAGACUGGCAUUAGCAUCCUCCUGGGCAUGCUGUACGAAGACAAAGAGCGCCAAGACUUCGUCUUCACCAUCUACCACUGGUGGCAGGCGCUGGCCAUCUUCGCCGUGUACCUGUGGUCGGGGCUGCCCAUGAAGGCCAAGCUGUCCCUCAUGCUGCUGGCCCUGGGGCUGGCGGCAGGCUCCUACGGCUGGAUGGAGCGCCGGCUGGCACAGCGCGUGGCCUACCGCCUGCCCCGCAUGCCACGUCCGCGCCACAGGGCCAGCGGCUACCGCUACCUGGAGGAGGAGGACUCCGAUGAAACCAACUCGGAGGACGAGGGGACGAGCCGUGACACCAACCAGCAGCCAGCGGAGGAUACGGAUGAGACGCCAAGAGAUGACGGGCGGCAAAGAAAUUAGGCAAGGCCUAAGGCAGCAGGCCCACGGGCCUCACUUCGGCAGCCCCAGGGCUGCACCACAGUGCUACGGGCCUUCCCGCAGGCCUCACCACACAGCCCUACAGCCUGUGCCCCUCAGCUUUUGGGCUUGAGCCCCCCGGAGCAGACCCCGAGGCACUGUGCCGUGCUCCCCGCUGACCUCCAGCUCAAUAAAGGUUCACCCGAUCGCCA
Molecule: messenger RNA, 2315 nt
Organism: Numida meleagris (helmeted guineafowl)
Lineage: Eukaryota; Metazoa; Chordata; Aves; Galliformes; Numididae
Gene: UNC93B1
Product: unc-93 homolog B1 (C. elegans)
Exons: 11
Coding region: 385-2106 (573 amino acids)
Biological process (GO): toll-like receptor 3 signaling pathway; intracellular protein transport; toll-like receptor 7 signaling pathway
Cellular component (GO): lysosome; endosome
Molecular function (GO): Toll-like receptor binding
Source: RefSeq, a predicted model, not a curated record